Messenger RNA from Etheostoma cragini (Arkansas darter), 1107 nucleotides. RefSeq names its product musculoskeletal, embryonic nuclear protein 1a (gene mustn1a). Gene Ontology annotation, cellular component: nucleus. The record is from RefSeq and is a predicted model, not a curated record. The transcript has 3 exons. The coding region runs from base 298 to 534 and encodes 78 amino acids. NCBI's taxonomy places the organism in Eukaryota, Metazoa, Chordata, Actinopteri, Perciformes, Percidae. Gene Ontology annotation, biological process: chondrocyte differentiation; chondrocyte proliferation; tissue regeneration.
UACUUGGGAAAAUGUAAUGUCCCAAGUUGUAAUAGUGAUCUCAUCACUUCAUAAUAAAGCAGCAGGGAGGACAGCAGACCAGGAGAACAACCAGAGGCAGAAAGACAGAAAAGAGGAGGAGCGUAUACACUCAUUGCGUCAUUUGUUAGUCUCAAAAACUGCUUUAUUGUCCACUAGAGAAUCCCUUCGAGGUUGUGUAUAUAUGCGAGUGUGUUGGACUGGACUCACAAGAGAAAAAGAGACACAUCAUACAGAGAGAAGAUUUUCUCACAGCAUAUCUUCAACUGCUCAACCAACAUGUCUCACCCAGGUCAGGAAAAAGAUGAACAAAUGCAGCGUCCUGAGAUGAGCAACGAGGACCUGACUGAAACAAUGAACAGACUGGGAAAGAGUGGACCAGCAAAGAGCAAGACAGUCGAAGUAAUGGAGGAGUGCGAGAAACUUGGUAAAGCUGCUCCCUCUGUGUUCAGUGGGGCAAGGUCAGGAGUGGAGACUGUUUUGAACACACGCUCAGCUCGACCAAUCAGGAAGUAGCAUUGGACUUCCUGACCAUGGUUGGACAACACUUGUUCCACUUCAGGGGAUUGAGAUCAGUUGUCCUCCAGUUUGGGUUUUGGAACUCAAAUCUGUUUGGUCAUGGUGUGCCUUGGCACUUUAAAGUGAUAACAUCCUUAAACAAAUAAUUUCUAUGUACUGGUGAGCAACUUUUUCAUUUUUAAAACAAUUGUUUUAUUCAACCAUUAGUGCAGUUUCUGUAACUGCAGCAUUCAUUCAGCAUUUCAGGUUGCAUUGUUAUGAUACUGCAUUCAGUUAUUGCAUUGGAGACUAGCAAGACAUUUUAUUUCUUAAUAUAAAAAAGAAAUCUUUUGUAAAACUUUCACAACUUCCGUCUCAUCCACCCUGUUUUGUUGUAAGUACCAGCAAUAUUGUAAAUAUCCAAAUAAAUGUAAUAAACCAUUCCAAAAAUAUUACAGAAAACAGCCAACUCGUGUUUUGCUUUUUAUUCAAAAAAUUACUUUAUGAACGGAAUGAAUAAAACUAUUAGAACAAAGGUACUGCAGUAGUUGAGGCAGAGACACUAGAAUGAACCAUGGUGUGGAGGAAGAA